This is a messenger RNA of Vicugna pacos (alpaca), 4154 nucleotides long. The record is from RefSeq and is a predicted model, not a curated record. NCBI's taxonomy places the organism in Eukaryota, Metazoa, Chordata, Mammalia, Artiodactyla, Camelidae.
GCGGGCCAUCAGCGCACCAUCCCCAGAGGCACCAAGGAGCCAGGGAGCAUGGAUCUGACUGAUGAUGUUCGGCCUGGGCAGCUUCCUCCUGGUCCUGCCCGCCUUCCCUGCCCGCUGGUCACAUGGGGGCCGGGGGCAGGGCCAAGGCCUCCGCGGGGCCGCCGCGGGGUGAGAAGAGGGGGCAGGGAGCCCCAGCGCUCCCUCCAGGCAGUGCCCUGAGGAGGGAUCCCCAGGCAGGCUCUGGGCAGCGGAGAAGGAGGUGUCCGGCUCCCCGGUACCAGAUGCUGAUCUGUUACUGGAAAACAGGAAUUAGCCUGUCUGCCUGAGGAUGUGGUUGGUUCUUUAUAAAAAGGAUAUACAAGAAAUUUGCACAUAGACUGCCAGCCUCAUUAUGCUGCCGACAGCUUCCAGCAAAAGAAGAACGUUUGCAGCCAGAUAUUUCGCUCGCUCCAAAAGCCUGGUGAUGGGGGACCAGAGCCGGAGCCCCGGGCGGCCACCCUGCCCCCGCAGGCUGGGCCCCGUGCUGAAGGCGGGCUGGCUGAAGAAGCAGAGGAGCAUCAUGAAGAACUGGCAGCAGCGCUGGUUCGUGCUGCGCGGGGAUCAGCUUUUCUACUACAAGGACAAAGAUGAGACCAAGCCCCAGGGAUUUAUUUCUCUGCAAGGGACCCAGGUGACCGAACUUCUUCCUGGCCCCGAGGACCCAGGAAAGCACCUUUUUGAGAUCAGCCCAGCCAGGCCAUGAAGCCGGGCCGGUUCCUCUCUGAUAUCCGGCCCCCACUGGACCUGCCCACCCACCCACCCUUGGAGUUCCUCUUGGGCUGGGGGUUGCGACUCAUUCCUGGAGCUGGGCGCUGCCCCGAGCACAGCCUCUCACCCAGACUGAGGGCUCACGCGGCUGAUAGCUUCAGUCCCCACCAACGACAGGAUUCCACGCGGACACCCAGGAGCCAGCAGCACCAGCAGCAGGAGGGAUGGUUAACAAGUUGGCACUCACCUCGACACGCCAGGGACAUGCAGGCUUGGGCAUCCCAGGGGUUUAGUUCGGUCUUUUACGAAAGGCCCUGUCACCAGCAGUGAGGUCACAGUGGCCCUGACCACCAUGUGACUGUCUCUGCAAGCACAGAGCAUGAGGUGUGGCUCAGAAGUGGGCGCGGGGCCCUUUACACCUGCUCCCCACCCUCCUUCUCACGCCUCCCCAAAGCAGGGCCCUAACCCACAGGCCCUCAGAUACCUUCCAGCCCAGGAGGUCUGCGGCCACAGUGGACAUUCAGAGGGAGCUCACCAGAGCAGCGAGGGGGUCUGUAAACCGCUGGAACAUUUCCGUACCACUUAGUGACUUGUCACUGCCCCCAGCCUUCCCGGGCCCCUCUGCCUCCCCACUCUCUAGGACCUGGCCACCUAGUACCAGAUGUGGCUUAGGACCCACUUUGAUUCUGAUUGAUCCUGGUCCCUGCAUAGCUGUUUUUGAGGAUUUUGAACUCCAUGCAGCCUGCAUCCAAAAUUUCUGGAGGCAGAGAGCCCUGAACUUGGGAGCAAGGAGAGAUCUUUGAGACUGGGCAAUUUCCUCUUCUUCGGUUUACUGUUGAGGAGAGUCAGACACAGAGAGGCCCACAUCCCUCCAGGGGGCUCUCCAAGGGGGUGCAGAAUGGGGACAGGGUGGGGCGACAGCAUGAAUGGCCUUGGAAUCAGGUUGCUCUGGGUUCAAAUCCAGACUCUCCCACUUUGACCUGCGGUGCGUCUGGCUGUGCCUGGCUUGGGACUUCGGUGUCACCUGGCUGGGAAAGCAGUGCCUCACCAGGCUAUUGCCAGGGGGCGAGGGUGUGGAGAAAAAGGGCUUGUGUAGGAUGAGCCCCACCAACACCAAACACUGCCUUCCCCACAACAGCAGGCUCUGGGAUCCUCAGGGAAACACCUGUACCUCUGACUUAGCAAGGUCCCAGAAGCCAUGUUCAGGGCCACCUGCCUGCGAACAGACCCCUACCUACCUCGCCCCAAUCCAUUUUCGGGAACAAGCAAGGUCUUUUCCUGUGAAGUCUUCCCAAGGAGGGUCAAGGAGAGAGUCCACUCUGAUUAUCAUCUUGCUAAUGAUCAAAACAUGGGGACUUAGAGAUGUAAUGUCCAGGCUGAGAGGGCGCAAGCUUGGGAGGUCCUCAGGUCCUCUGAGAUCACCUAGCCUGACCUUUUCUAGGUGAGUCUUAAAAAAACACUCCCCAAAGAGAAAAUGACUUGCCUAAGGCCACCCACCAUGUCAGUAGGCCAGUGGGGACCUCGCUCACAGUCUCUGAGUCUGGGGGCCCCAGUCCGGUCCUGAAUAAGGCUGCCUAACUGCGUUCUAGUUUAGUCCCUAUGAAUUGAGGGCAGGUUCUGUGCUGGGCCACUUACAGAGUGGCUAUCACACCUUCCUUACGCCAAAAUGGAGGAAUGGAGGGAAGGGGCCAGACAUUCAAGAGUCAUUCAAGGCAAGAUGAGGGUUGGGGGAGGGAGCCCAUGGGUACGGGGGGAGCCAGCCUUCAGGCCAUGUCUCACAGCUGGAUGUCCAGUCAGCCCCUCGGCCAUGGCCCCUGCUCAGAAUGCUCUGGGCAGUCAGGCAGCUCUGUCAUAAAUGAUCCUUCCUCCAUUGUCUCAACAUUUCCAAGUACCAGACGGGACACAACAGGCUUAUGUCACCUUAAGUCUCUACUCUGCCCCAGGCCCGGGCCCCCUCGACCGUCCUGCCUUGCUCAUUUGCGUUAACUCCAUAACCCCGAUGUUUUUGUGGAUUCACAGGGUCAAGAGGGGUUCCCUUGAUGCCUGCCAGGUUUCUCCACCAAGUUUAGAAACGUUUUAUGCAUGGCGUUAAAUACACGGUCUUUCAUCUGGGAGGGAGGAGAGGCUGAGUUUGCUGAGCUCUGUCGGUGCCAAGCACAGCGCAUGCGCUGCCUCCCACUCCUCAACCUUCCCCGCCAGGGUCGUUGGAUACUGUGGGCUUUGGAGAUGAAGAUAUCGAGGCUGAGAGAUAAAUAGUUUGCCCCUGGCCACCCAAAUGUCGCCGGUCAGGUCUGAAUGACCCCAAAAUCCAGGCUGUUUCUUCCCUCAGCUGUCUUUCAAGUCUCAAGAAUGGACUCUUCUGGAAAGAUUCUAGUUAAAGGUCUUUGGCUGCUAGGACUGUGGGUCUCUGGCUACGUAAUAAAGUGAUUUCUCAUGAAAACCUGAGGACAUCCUUCCUUCCUGUGCCCCCCUCCUCCAUGACCCGCAGGACACCAUCAGUGCGUGAAAUCCCUGGAAAUCUGGGAGAAGCAGGCGCCGAAAGGAUGCUGCAGCCCCUUUCUUUAUUCAGAGGGGCUGGGGAAUUGCUCUUUCCCAACAAACUCCCGAGAAGCCACUGACCAGGACCGGGCAAUGGAGGAGGGGGUGCCGCUGGGUGAGUCUGGGGGAAAUGAGGCCAUGGAGCCCCGGAAAAGGCCCGGGUCACCCAGCAUCCUGCCCUGCCUCCCCUGUGAGGCCCCUUUGUCCUGGCUCGAGCUCCCAGGCUGGCCCGCCCUCGCCUGCAGCAUUCAUGCGCUGGCUCUGAGGCCCAUUCUGAGUUAGUGCUAUUUGUAGAAUCUUCUUAAAAUACCACAACAGUGCCAUUCAGGGAGCGUCUGUGCGGCGAUGGAUGGUGGAGGCUGAAACAAAGCUCUGCUGUGCUGGGCAUCCCGAUCUGGCCUCAGCUGGAGGGCGUCCCUCCACCCGACUGACGGGCGGGGAGCUGGGGUUCUCCCCGUCCUGGGUGCUCCCGGGCAGCCGAGGCCCCGUGGGGCCCGGCAUGGCAUGGGCUCUGGUCCCCCACGCUGGCCUGCAGCGCAUCCUGGGCCAGGCUGGCCGGCGGCGGGAGUGCAAGAGGGCACUCGGCUCUCUGUAAAUGAGACUGUGCGGUUCACGGUAGCCUUUCCCCAGGAGGCCAGGUCUAGUCCAGCCCGUCAUCAGGCCACACCCAGGCUUGCUCACGGACAGACAGUUGGGUGGAUGGACAGGAGCAAAGAUGAGGGAGGGGCAUCAGGGAGGGACCCACAGGGAUGAAGCCGUUUGCAUGCAGAAGGCAGGGCUCUGGCACCUUUCCUCCCUCUGUGUCCAUGCUGUUCCAUCACGACAUGUGGCACAGUAGUGCCCUUUCUCUUCCCCACCUCAGCAGCGCC